GCGCCUCUCGACGCCUCGCCAUUAUUUCCGCACUAGCGUCUCUCGACGCUUGGACAGGAUUUCCUCACAAGCGCCUGUCGACGUCUCCUUAUUUUAACACUGUAUGAAAGCGAGACUAUGACGUCGACAACUUUGGGGUACGCAUAAAAUUGAAGCGAUACUAUUGGUCUAUAAAAUUAAAGUAUGUGUACUGUCAUAAUAUCACGUGUACCUAUUAAUAAACACGGUUUUUACCAUGUAUGGAAACUGAAGCGAAAGUUGAUAUUUCAAAAUGGCGGACCUACCAACAAACGAAGAGAUAUUGCGUGAUUAUUUCGAUUCAGAUGAUGAUUUAGAUGAGUUUGAGGGUUUCUCAGAUGCCGAUUCAGACAUAUAUAUUCCCGAGGAAUCUAGUAGUGAAGAAGAAAGCGAAAGUUCCAGUGAAUCAGAGCCAGAAAAUGACGAUGAAUGGACAGAGAACCUUCGUGGCGUGCGUGUUGACCCGUUCGUGGAGGGCGUUGGACCAGUAUUCCCGGACAAUUUUGACGUGAAUACAGCCACAGCAAAGGAUUACUUUGAUCUUAUGUUUAGUCCAGACAGCAUUUCAGAUUUUGUUCGCCACACAAAUAAUUAUGCGAGAUGGAAAAUGGAACAGAAGGGCGAGGAAGACCGUGUAUGGUAUGAAAUCACUGAAGCUGAAAUGAAGGCUUACCUUGGACUUAAUAUUUUGAUGGGCAUCAAUCAGCUGCCUUCAUAUAAGGAUUAUUGGUCCAAAGAUGUGUAUCUUGGCAAUGAAGGAGUUAAAUCUGUGAUGACUUCAAGAAGGUAUGAGAAAAUAACAGAAUAUUUUCACGUCAGUGAUCGUGCGUCCGAGCCAGCCAGGGGAACCAGAAACUUUGACAAAUUGUUCAAGGUGAGAGAAGUCCUUACAAUGACAAAGAGAAAGUUCAAUGAAAGUUACAAGCCAAACAAAAGCAUGGCCAUUGAUGAAGCUAUGAUUAAAUGGACAGGAAGACUCUCUUACAAGCAAUACCUCCCUGCUAAGCCAAUCAAGAGAGGCAUAAAAGUUUGGAUGAGGUGCGAUUCGGAGAAUGCGUUUCUUACCGACUUCAACAUAUACUUAGGAAAGGGAGAAGCCACUUCAGAACAUGGACUUGGACAUGAUGUUGUCACCAAAUUAUCCAGGGACAUCACUGGAAAGAACCAUCAUUUAUACUUUGACAACUAUUUCACCAGCGUCAAACUCAUGGAGGACUUGCUCGAGGAAAAUAUUUAUGCUUGCGGCACCGUGCGCAUGAACAGAAGAGGGUUUCCUGAUGACUUAAAAGGCAGACUAAGAUUACAGAGGGGACAGUCACAGACCAGACAGAAAGGAAACCUUACUGCUUCUGUCUGGCAGGACAAAAAGCCAGUGGCCUUCCUAAGCACCCUAAGUGACCCUCGUAGACAAGUUCCCGUCACCAGGCAGCAUGGAAGACAGGAACUGCAAAUGACACAACCCCAUGCUGCCAAUGAGUACAAUAAGUAUAUGAAUGGUGUGGACAGACAUGAUCAGCUGAGACUGAAGUAUCCUCUAGGAAGGGACAGUAAGAAAGCCUGGAAGUACAUUUUCUAUUUCCUGAUGAAUUGUGCAGUGGUAAAUUCCUUCAUUCUGUUCUGCGAAACGUCAAACCGACCAAAUACAAGGAAAAGAUUUACACACGUAGCAUUUAGGAUGGAGCUUGUUCACCAUCUAAUUGCAGGCUUCUCCGGACGGAAAAGGAAAGCAGCUGAAAAUGUUGAGGUGGUCCACCAGGCAGAGAACUUUCCUGGACACGAAUCCGUGCACAUGGGGACCAAAAGAAGGUGUCGUGUUCACAUGAACAAAAAAGAGCGGAAAGAAACUGUUUAUGGCUGCAAAGUGUGCAAUGUGCAUUUGUGCAAAGAUGGCUGCCAUUUCACAUUUCAUGGUGGACAGUAAAACCUUCAGAUGGACUGUUAAAUCUUGAAAAUAUGUGUUUUUUUUCAAGGAAAAUCUUUGUGUACAGAUUGUUUGUUUACAUUUGCUCAACUUUUUCUUGGAUUUACUUUGAUACAUGAAAUUGAAAUUAACAUCAUUUUAAAGGUGAGAAUGUCCUGAAAAUAAAAAUAUAUAUUUUUAUAUACUUUUACCAAAUAGUUUUUUAGUAAUAUCAAUAAAAACACAUGCACUGUGAUUUCUUUGUUGAUUUCUGAAAAUGCCUGAGUAAAUGGGGUUAUCACUGAUGCUAAACUGCUGCGGAGAUAAGGCUGCAGCAGUAGCCUGCUGUGCAAGUAUAGAGAGGCGUCUUAUCUGAAG
Saccostrea cuccullata (small rock oyster) is the source of this 2296-nucleotide messenger RNA. RefSeq names its product piggyBac transposable element-derived protein 4-like. The transcript has a single exon. NCBI's taxonomy places the organism in Eukaryota, Metazoa, Mollusca, Bivalvia, Ostreida, Ostreidae. The coding region runs from base 272 to 1939 and encodes 555 amino acids. The record is from RefSeq and is a predicted model, not a curated record.